Messenger RNA from Knipowitschia caucasica, 348 nucleotides. Lineage: Eukaryota; Metazoa; Chordata; Actinopteri; Gobiiformes; Gobiidae. The record is from the annotation of a GenBank genome assembly.
AUGGAGACCGAGACACAACUGAGGAUUAGAGAUGAACAGAUCUUGGCCCUGCAGAAGGAAGUAACUGAGGUCAAAGAUCAGUUGGAAGGAGUCGAGACCAGUAAGAGGCGUUCAUUGUGUUUGGCGCGGGAGCGAGUGGAGCAAUGGAAGAAGACCCAACAACAGAAGCCGUUACCAAAGAAAGACCGUCAGCUCCAGACUCUGAUGGAGGGUAACGAGUCCAUGACGUCUGAUAAUCAGACAGAGACUGGGCCACAGGUACCACUGGAUCAGACGGUACAUUUAGAGACAGACGGCGGGAUAGAGACUGCGAUAGAGGGCGAGAUAGAGACAGAGGUCCAAGCCUGA